Prorocentrum cordatum is the source of this 1900-nucleotide messenger RNA. Lineage: Eukaryota; Dinophyceae; Prorocentrales; Prorocentraceae. The record is from the annotation of a GenBank genome assembly.
UGUGUCAUUCGACGGCGGAUGGGACGCCUCUUUUCAGACAGGUCGCCUCCGUUUGCACAGGCGGCUGCCAGAGCUAUCGCCCGCUUGCGGUCCGUCUAGGUUCGCAAGCAUUUCAAGCCAGGAACCUGGAAGCGACUCCCGUCUCGAGAACAAAAAAAAGUGUCCCCGCACGGCCACCGGCGGGGGGCCCUGCGAGGGAGCAGAGUGAGCUGGAGCGGGAAAGACGGAGAGGCGGGCGGCCAUCGGCUGAACGUAAGGACAGCCCGCCGCGGGGCCGCGGGGCCCGCGGUGCAGAGACGGGCCUUCACUCAUGCGGCAGCGCUGCUCUUCUUGUGGAGCGGCGCGUGGCCGGGAGGCGCUCAUCUCGGGGGAGGGGGUCCGCGCCGCGGGGGCGCCCGGGUGGCUUGUGCCCGGCCCUCCGACAUGUUAAAAACAAUCUGCUCAGCGCGACUCGAUGGUUAGGGAGCCCACAAAGGACGUACGCGCCCAGCUAUGUACAUGAACACGGCCCCUCGAUUCGCGAGACCGGCCGCGUUAUACGAUUGUGCAUUGAGCUCGACACCGAGAAAUGAACACCAUCUGAGUCCCAUUGCCCCCCUCAUCGAGAUGCCUUCAGCUGACAGCCCGGAUCCCUCUCGAGGCGAGCCUCGGGGGCGUCGGGGGCACAGGGCAGGCGAAGCACCACCGCGAUUGUCACGUCGAGCCGCUGUCAUUGGGCGGCUCGCUCGCGCUCGUGGCGAAAACCGCUCGGCGUGUGGAGCGGCCUGAGCGGGCACGCAUCCGGUGCCACUGCUGCAGGGCCCCCCCUGCAGGAAACGGGCAGAGGGUACUCUGGUGCUGCAGAGGUACUGCGGCGACUGCAGGGGGGGCAGUGCGCGGCCCACGACCUCUGCCGCCGGAGGGGCCACUGCGGAGAGCAGGCGCCGGGGGGGCGCCCUCGGGGCCCGGGGCCGAGCCUGCCCCGGGGCGCGCCUCGCACGUCAGAGGCCCUCCCCCGCGCCCCGCAUCAUGGCCAGGAACUCCUCGAAGUCGAUGGAGCCGUCGUUGUUGGAGUCGACCUCCUUCCAGACCAGCUCCAUGCUCUUGCUCUCGGUCAUCCUGGUCACGCUCUCGCUGCCAGAGUUGAGCACCCUCCGCAGCUCCUCACGGGAUAUCUUCCCGUCGCUGUUGAGGUCGAAGACGCUGAAGGCGUUCCGGCACACGUCCUCCUGGAUGUACUGGCGAUGCUCCAGGGUCGCCGCCAGGAAUUCGGUGUAGUCGCACCGCUGCCGUCCGCGUCGAUGCUCUCCACGAGCUCCUGCAAGUCCCGCCCGCCCACCUCGGAGCCCGGCCUGCUGCAGCCCCCCGCUGAGCUCCGCCAGCGUCAGCAGCCCGUCGCCGUUCGCGUCCAGCGACGUGUAGACGCACCGGACGGCGCCAGCCCGCGCACAGAGGUCGAGCGCACGGUCACGAGAACAGAAUUGGGCGCUCCUCAGUGGGGGGCGCUACCUCUGGCUUCCUCGAUUCAUGGAACAUCGCGACUGAAUGUGUUUUCGCUACUUUCGGUCUCUGAGGGGCCUUACUGAGCGUCGGGACCGUCGAAGAACGACUCGAGAUGAAAGACUGGUCUCGGGGAAUAGGUCGAGACCUCUGGGGAUCGACCUCAUGAAAACAUCAUGACGUCCAGGGUCUGGGGGCGGCAGGGCGAAGAAUUGUAUACCUUUCCUGCCCCUCUCGGGCCCAGGGGGCCCCUUUAGGAUCACCAGGGUGCACAAUAGAAGGGUCUUCACCCUCCAGGGGUUGCCAUUCUUUCGAGCCUGGCCUUUUCGCCAAGUUUCGGCCCCGAGACCCUCACAGCAGGUCAAUCCGGCUCGAAAAAUGUCACAGGAAGUUGGGGUCCAGGGACCUGGGUGUGAUUUUC